ACAGAACCAGAAAGAAAGAAAGUGUGCAUCAUCAUUUGAUUCAUUUACAAUUGAAGCUCUCAGAUUGGAGCUUCCCAGACCGAAACCAAAUCCAAUCCGUAGUCACUCUACUCUGAUUUAAACCCAAAAUCCAAAACAACACAAUGUCGUCAAAGAAAGAAGCCAUAUUCAUCUGCUCGCUCAUAGUCCUCUGGUACUCAUCAAACAUCGGCGUCCUCCUACUCAACAAGUUCCUACUCUCCAACUACGGCUUCCGAUUCCCAAUCUUCCUCACAAUGUGCCACAUGUCCGCCUGCGCCAUUCUCAGCUACAUUUCCAUCGUCUUCCUCAAGGUGGUCCCUCUCCAGACCCUCAAAUCCAGGUCCCAGUUCCUCAAGAUUGCCACUUUGAGUGUUGUUUUUUGUGGGUCCGUCGUCGGCGGCAACAUUUCCCUCAGAUACCUCGCCAUCUCUUUUAAUCAGGCCGUCGGUGCCACCACGCCGUUUUUCACUGCCCUUUUUGCCUAUUUGGCUACCCUUAAAAGGGAGGCCUGGGUUACUUAUGCUGCUCUUGUCCCUGUUGUCACUGGAGUUGUCAUUGCUAGUGGGGGUGAGCCGAGUUUUCACUUCUUUGGCUUUGUUAUGUGUAUUAGUGCAACUGCUGCAAGGGCAUUUAAAUCUGUUCUUCAGGGUAUCCUACUUUCUUCUGACGGGGAAAAGUUGAACUCUAUGAAUUUGCUGCUUUAUAUGUCACCAAUUGCUAUUCUUGUAUUGUUGCCUGCUGCACUUAUAAUGGAGCCCAAUGUUGUAGAUGCCACUUUGUCACUUGGAAGGGAGCAUAAAUUCAUGUGGUUACUUCUUUUGGUUAAUUCAGUAAUGGCCUAUUCUGCUAAUUUGUCAAAUUUCUUGGUGACGAAGCAUACAAGUGCGCUAACACUUCAGCUACUAGGUUUGGUAAACUCCAAGGGGGCAGAUGCUCUUGUAAUCACUCUACGAUGCGUGUUCAAGAACAGUACGAAUCUCCCCUCACAAACCAAUGCGUGUUCACUCAGAGAUGUGUUUCUAAGACACCAAAAGUUAUUUCAAUGCAAGGGGAAAAGAAGAGUUUGA
Messenger RNA from Fragaria vesca subsp. vesca, 1088 nucleotides. Its product is annotated as probable sugar phosphate/phosphate translocator At3g10290-like. The record is from RefSeq and is a predicted model, not a curated record. Gene Ontology annotation, cellular component: Golgi apparatus. Lineage: Eukaryota; Viridiplantae; Streptophyta; Magnoliopsida; Rosales; Rosaceae. Gene Ontology annotation, molecular function: antiporter activity. Bases 144 to 1088 code for a protein of 314 amino acids. The transcript has 5 exons.